GUCAACUCUUCCUCGCUCGCUUGCUGCUUGUAACGGGCCAAACAACAAACUCAAUCACCCACAAAAUGGACCACGCAGCAGUCGCGCAAGCGGCCGUGGAGAAGUUCAUUGCGGAGGAGGCACGCAAUUUAGCAGAUGCCGAUAAGCGUGCGAAGGCGAUGGCUGGGCUGUGCAUCCUUUUGACACAGUUGCAAGAACCUUCCGUGCCAAAAGAGCUAGAGGACGCCAUUCCUAGCAUCGUCGAGCUAACGGCGCAUUCAGAGGACCGCAGCAUUCAGGCCAAUGCGUGUGCAGUGCUGUCAGGCCUGUGUGCAUGCACUGAUGAACUCCAGGCCAAGUGCAUCGCACUGGGGGCGGUGGAGAAGGUCCUGGCGCUGGUGCAGUCGGUGGCGGACACGGAGGAGCGGACCGUGCAGCUCAAUGCGCUUGGGAGCCUGACGGAGCUGCUGCGGGACAACGAGCCCAAGGCGGAGGAGCUGGUGGCGGCGGGCGGGCUGGAGCCCAUCCUGCGGCUGUGCGACCCCGCGCUGCCGGAGCGGCUGCAGGAGGCGGCGGCGGACGUGGUCUGCUCCAUUGCCUGCUCCGACAGCACCCGUGCGGCGCUCUCAGAGCAGGGUGCGGUGAGCAAGCUGGCUGCGCUGCUAGCGACGCCCAACAACGACGUCCGCGUCCGCGCACUGAUGGGCCUGGGAAUGCUGUUGUCCAAGAACCAACCCAACCAACUACUGCUUGCAAAGGACAUGGCGGCGGUCAAGCAGUUGAUGGCCAUCAUGCGGCAACAGGAGGACCCUGACUGCCGCAUUGUGGCGCGAGACCUCUUUGCCGGCCUGGCCGCCAACACGGACUGCAAGGAGCACGUGGCGGCUGCGAUGCGCGCUUAAGGAAUGGGUUGGCAUUCAGCAGAGUUUUGGAGCCUGACUUUGCUGAGGUUACGACCAUACAAACAUGCGUGUCAACUGUAGCAGUACUUACCCGGGCAUGCGGGCGACUGCUGCGGUGAGCAUGAGCAGGUGGGACAGACCCGCCGUGUCAGGCCGAUUGAGGCUGAAUGGAGUCACUGGGAGCAGGAGCGCUGAAAAGCUGACAUGGAGCUACCGAUGGGGCAUACAUGCAUCAUACGGCGCUGCGGCGGUAGCGGAAACUCAUCAUCGAAAUGCGAGGUGCGGAGUGCGGAAUGAUGAGCUAAACGGAGUGGCACGUGGUGAUCUGGGGAAUGGCAUCAUUGGAAUACUGAGUUGCAUUGUGUUGGGGGCUGGUAUCACCUGUUGCGUAGUGUGGAUGUCUUGGGAAGGAGCAUAGGGAGGUUCUCAAAGUGCGAGUGGGCGCUGGACUCGUGCGCACGGAUUCGUGCCUCUGCAUGGGUGACCAC
Chlamydomonas reinhardtii is the source of this 1369-nucleotide messenger RNA. RefSeq lists its product as uncharacterized. Gene Ontology annotation, molecular function: protein binding. The transcript is spliced from 7 exons. Lineage: Eukaryota; Viridiplantae; Chlorophyta; Chlorophyceae; Chlamydomonadales; Chlamydomonadaceae. The coding region runs from base 66 to 881 and encodes 271 amino acids. The record is from RefSeq and is a predicted model, not a curated record.